AUGAAGGAUUUGGGUGAUCUGCAUUAUUUCUUGGGUUUGGAGAUCAAGUAUGUCAAAAAUGGUCUAUUUGUUUCUCAAUAUAAAUAUGCCAAGGAUCUGUUACACAAAGCUGGUCUAGAUGACUGUCACACUCAUCUCACUCCCUGUCAAUCUGGUGUUAAGCUUCUUAAAGAUGUUGGCACUCCUCUAUCUUCUCAUGAUAUUGCUCUCUUUAGAAGUUUGGUUGGCUGCCUGCAAUAUCUUACUUUCACUAGACUAGAUAUAGCUUAUAGUGUUAAUAGCAUCUGCCAAUUUCUACAAGCACCAACUGAGGAUCAUCUUCAUGCAGCCAAACGUGUACUUAGAUAUAUCAAGGGCACUUUGGAUCAUGGCAUUAUCUUCAGGAGGGGUACUAGUCUAGGGCUUCCAUUGACACUUCAAGCACAUGGUGAUGUUGAUCCCGCUGUAAGUCUUCAAGCCUAUAGUGAUGCAGACUGGGCUGGAGAUCCUAAUGAUCUCAAGUCUACCACAGGGUUUGUUAUUUUACUCAAUCAAUCCCCCAUUUCUUGGUGUAGUAAAAAGCAAGCUGCUGUGUCCGGAUCAUCAACUGAGGCAGAAUAUCAAUGUAUGGCAGAUACUACUUCUGAGCUCCAGUGGCUUAUACACUUGCUUCAAGAUCUGCAUAUUGAACUCUAG
Molecule: messenger RNA, 675 nt
Organism: Rosa chinensis
Lineage: Eukaryota; Viridiplantae; Streptophyta; Magnoliopsida; Rosales; Rosaceae
Exons: 1
Coding region: 1-675 (224 amino acids)
Source: RefSeq, a predicted model, not a curated record